This is a messenger RNA of Sceloporus undulatus (fence lizard), 8081 nucleotides long. Its product is annotated as pulmonary surfactant-associated protein D-like. Bases 6634 to 7347 code for a protein of 237 amino acids. The record is from RefSeq and is a predicted model, not a curated record. The transcript has 5 exons. NCBI's taxonomy places the organism in Eukaryota, Metazoa, Chordata, Lepidosauria, Squamata, Phrynosomatidae.
GCCACAUGACCAUGGGAUCAUAUUUGACAACGCUGGCUCUUUAGCUUAGUAACGGAGAUGAACACUGCCCCCUACAGUCAGACACAACAUGACAAUAAUGUCAAAGGGAAAACCUUUACCUUUAGUUUGUAUGAAGUACUGUUCUGUAUUUCCUUGUUAAAUUAUAUUUUCAAUGUGUUUAAUCUGUUUUAAUUAUGUUUUUUGGAAAAAUAUAAUAUAAUUAUUUAAUUCAUUUUUAAACUUAUGUAACAUAGAACUUUAACAUAUCCUUGUCUGAAAUUUCUGUAACCUGCCUUGUAUCCCACCUCAGGAGAAAGGCAAGGUAUAAAUGUAGAAAGUAAAUAGAUAAAUAAGCACAAGUCAGGGAAAUAAGGUGUUCAUAGCUGGGGUAAAACUGGAAGCAAUGACAGUGUUGUGAAGGAGUAUUAUUCUAUUCAGCAAAGAGUUUAAUGGCACCUGAUGCCAAAUGGCAUCUGAUGAAGUGGGCUGCGGUCCACAAAACUAAUUCCAUAUAAAAUUUGUUAAUCUUUAAUGUAACACAAGAAUCUUUGUCACUUUCUUGCAACAAACUAAUAUGUCUACUCUUCCCCACCAAACUAUUAGGCUGUAUUUGUAUUUUUCAAAUACAAUGGAUUGUUUUGGAAACUUACCAAGAAUACUCAGGUUGGGGGGGGGGAUCUGUAAUGGAAGGUAAGAUUCCUUGAAAGAGAACUUGAAUUAUACCCACCACUAAGCAGAUCUUCACAACAAUGUAUAUUUGCAGUUGGGUGAUUCUACAACUUGUUCCCAAUUCAUGUUUUGGUUUGCAUACACGGCACUUGUCGAAGCCAUGGCUUGCAACUCUACUUCAAGCCAUUAUUUUCCAUCUUGUUUGCAGUUUGUAUGAUGAGAUAGCUAAAAAUAACCAGAUGUAGAACUUCAAAAUGUACUAAUAAAAUAAAAUAUCAAAUAACUACCUUAACUGUAAUAUUAAUCAUAUAAUUCAUUCUAUUCACAAUGCUGAGAAAUUCAGUACAGAACUUAAAUACUAUCGAAGAUAUCACAAAAAUGAUACAGUUCUUGUUUAAACAACAGAAAUGAGAAACAGUCACCAUCGCUCACAUACUCUCAGAUUUCUGGUGUUCUAGAUGAGGCUCAGCAAAACUAAUUUUCUGGACUGAGCAACUGAACAAAUUGACAUUUCUCUGACUUAUAGCAACUAAGCAGUUGUAUGAGAAUAAUUUGGCUUUGGGGAAUACAGACCAAUCAGAUAGUUUUAUGAUUCUUCAGCAAACCCCAAAGGAUGAGGAAGCAAACCUAAAGAUUAAUUUGUCUGGGGAUUUCUUGACGCAAUACAAUAUAGUACAGUUUUUGUUUCUAUGUAAAGAAACUUCUUCAUGAAUACAAGGAAGAAAUUCAGAAUUUCACAAUCUUGGCAGAAAACCAAUGUCACCAAAUGUCAAAGAAAGGGAUUGUUUUGAAAACAAGCAUAUCAUAUAUAGCAAGAAGAUUAACAGCAAACUAGGAGCCAAACAAACUAGCGAGUCACUGAUGCUUUAAAAACUUAUAUGGGUUUCAGAGAAAACCCUGUCUUCCAAUGAGCCCAAUGAAGGCAUUGCUUAUGCAUGCUGAAUAAACAUCAAAGGAAAGGAGGUGUUAUUCCCCUGUUUCCCUUUCUCUCUAGUUGCACCAACUCCUAUAUGCAGAUGGUGUUAAGUCUGAAGAGGAAAGUCUCCUAUGUCUAGGGAUGCUCUCUGAUGCUGAAAUCCUGGAAAAUCACAUUUCCCACUCAUGUGCAGAAACUCCAUAGAAAAUGGAUGCUCUCUGGUUCAAAAUGUUACCUUCCAUGUGUAGGAGAGCAACAGAAUUGAUUGUGGAGGAGACAAGGCUACACAUUCCUUCUCUUCACAUGUUUGUUUAUCAUGCUUCAACAACGUCUAAAUGUGACUAUCACAUUUCAAAAUUCAGUGUCUGAAACCAGUAAAGGGUUUGAUAAAGCCAAACAGCCAUAACCUAGAUGUGUACAAAUUGUAUAUUUUGAUGGCAGAAGGCUCAUUUGAUUCAGUGCAGGGAUGGACAACUUUGUGGCAUUUGAUAAUUGUUUCAAACUGCUCUAAGUUCUUUUUUUGGUUAAAUGUAAUCCUAACUAUUUAACUUUUUUUCCCACUUUAAAUCCAGAUUUCUAGUUCUUCUUCCUUUGUCAUUUUCAUUGUCAUCAUUACCGUCUUUUCUUGAUUUAUCUUGAAGCCUGAACAAUGAUCAAAUUCUCUUAAUGUCACCAGAGGUCUCUCCAUAUUGUCACUGGGUUCUUCCAAAAGGAUAACUAAAUUGUCUGCAAAAUUAUUUCCUGUAAUUAUUUCCUUUUAUCUCGGCCCCUUGCAUUAAUGGGUCAUGUCCAGUCUUCUGAUUUAGUACUUCCAAUACAAUUUUAAAUAAAAAUGGAAAUAAAGAACAGCCUUGAUAUUUGAUGGCUCACACUGUGCUAUUGCUAAUGCUUCAGGCUGCACCCUUCAUCUUCUGCUGCUGAUGAUGUUCCUGCCAAAAUUCAACAGAAAGUGCAGUGGCUCUGAAUAAGGGUUUUAGAGCACUAUAGGAAAUCACAGGGCAGGUUGGUUUUCUUUAUUCCCUUGCUAAAGGGGUCAACAGGAGGAGGACAAACUGCUGUGGUUUUGGUGGUGCAGAAAGUGGUGGCAGAAUAUGUGAUAGGUCAUGUGGGGACUGUAAAAAGAGGGUUCCAUGGAGCUCACAGGGCACAUGUCCACCUUCUUGCAGUUGUCUCCUAUCCUGAAGAGAUUCAGACUUCGGAGGGGGGCUAAGGCUUGCAGCUUGGUAGUGUUUGAGAAUCCCUAGGUGGGUUUUUCGUUGUUGUUGUUGUUGUUGUUGUUGUUGAAACUCAAGCAGUCUUCUACAGUUUUGAAUGGCCAUGUGGCAACUGUGCAGGUUCCUGGUUUGCCAUGCACUCUUCAUGAGAACACUUUUAAGAAGAAUAUGAAACUUUUUCAUAGUUCAGAACAUAAUAAACCACAGAUUGCAGGAAUUCAAUGCUAGAAACUCUGGCUACUGAAAAAGGGAAACAGAAGAAUCAGUUCAUAAAGAAAGGUUUUUCUGAAACACAUCAGCAGGACAAAUACAAGCCUUUUUUUAAAAAGCAACACACAGCUUAACAAUGCUUUGUGCCACAAAAACACCAAAAUACAUCUCUCAUUUUACUCAUAUUUAAAGACCUGAACAGCCUGGGACCAAGAUAUCUCAAAGCCAUCCUAUCUUAUAAGGGUUUUCUCCCUCCCAUAAUUAGAUCAUCUUUUGAUCUUAUUCUGCUAUAUCCUCCAAUCUGACAUGAGAUUAUAACUAUAAGGAGCAGUUUCUUUCCUCAUUCAUAGCAAGCUUGUUCAUUGCUGGCUUUUAGGUUACUAAUAAAUAUUUUCCAAAAUGCAAGUCUAAGACAGUAAUUGUUAAUAUAAGCCUCCUGUUGCUUAUCAUUUUACAGUCAUGGGUUUGGCUUCUUUCUCUCCCCCCCCCCCAGUUGUUAAUAUUUUAUGCCUGCAAACAAUCAAUGUAUUCAUUUAGCAUAUUUUAAAUUACCAAACCUUUCUUAUUUAAGUCAACAACCAGUAUAGGCCAAAAGGGGGUAUACAUAUUUAAUAUAAAAAUACGACAAGAUGCAACUAAGUUUCCUCUAACAUUUUACAUAGGAAAUACUCUUGUUUGCGCUUAACCUCUACUCUAACAUUUAGGAAAGCAGUCUGGUGAAUACCCUUCCAGAAUAUGUUUCUGUAGGCUGUAAUGAAGAGGGAGUGAGUCAAAACACUAGACCCAAUUUUAUUUGUUAGAUCAUAUUAAACAUAUUGAGUAGGUGGUGAGGGUGAAGAAAAGGACUAUGAAGAUCACUGACUAUAUUCUAGCUCACCCAGCAAGUUACUUGGCUGGUCGUCCUGCAUUUGAUCACUGUGCAUUCAACUCUUCCUAGAGCCUAUUCUCCUGGUAUGUCCACCAUUUAGGAUUUCAUUAAGUCCAGCAUGGUUUCCCAGGCCUAAUAUCUACUGGCUGUAAUGCAAUUUCCUAUUAUACCAGUAUAUGUGCGUUUUUGGCUGUGGACAAAGGAGGUAUUCAAUACCUCUUUGUGCAAUGACUGCCUUCUACACAUUGCAAUGGAACUUUUCAUCAUUGGAGCACACUUCAAAGGUAAGCCUAAUGACUUGCUGGAGAUCCUCUGUUCUUUUCUCCCAGCUGUGAAACUACAGGCAAAUGCUGGUCAGGAGCUCCUCUGGCCUCUGCUAAACACAAACUGACCAUGAGAGAAUGCUGGAGUACUGCAAGUGUCCAUUGUACUGGAGGGGAAGGUAGAAGGGAAUACCCAGCUUUAAUUUCUGCCAGUAAUUUAAGAUGUCUGCUAUUUCUGGAUCUUAGAAAGACAAUGAAUAGCUAUAGUGCUAUAUAUCACAAUGAAAAUCUAUCAUUAUAUGCAGUUGAGGAGAGAGCAAGGGAAAGAAGAAACAAGUCAUACAUUUCUUGUUGUUUCAGCAAACAAGCCUGACCUGAAGUUGUCAGUCUGACCUGAACUGACUCAGUCUAGCUAUUGGUAGAAGGAGGCUUCCUGAACCUAUAUAGUUGCAGUUCUGUCUUUUUCAGCCAAGUUGGAAGCCUGCAUCCCCAUUUGAGAAAAUAUCCAUCAGGUCAAGGUGGACUCAUAAAAACAGUCUUAGGGGCUAUACAGAUGGGCAGCAUGCAGCUGCCCCUUUUUGCCCUGGAUCGGUGCCACAGCAACCGCACGCAGCGACACUGACCCUGCAGGGAGCAAAAAAAAGCUGUGAAAAGUAGCUUAUUUUUAGCUCUCUGCAAGGGGAUUCAUAUGCACACUGGCAUGCCAUGAUGAUACCCCUUCAGCGUUAUGCCAUUUAGGUGCUGCACCAGAGAUGCGUCAUGAUGGCACAUGCCAUCUAGAAGGGUGUGCACCAAAAUGGCACCCAGGAAGCAUUCUUAGGGCUUGGAGCGAGUGGAUGCUCAGCCGUCACCUCACUCACAGGCCGGGACAAAGUGCGAGUCUGUAUAGCCACUUAGUUUCUCAAUGAGCACCUCAUACCAGUCGUGACCUUUCAUUCAAACCCCUUAAAAGACUUCAAUGUUUUAUUUUUCAUGUUGCUGUUCUGAUUCAGGUACAAUUUUGGGCUUUUAUAAGAAGAUUUGCCACUUAUCAAGAAGUAAUUUGGACUGUUUAUUUUUGCCUGAAACAGAAAUGACUCCCAGAGCUUCUAUAUCUAUGUUAAGAACUACGACUAUAGCAGGUUCUCUUUGCCAUGGUGCCUCUGGCCCUUUCUACAAAAAUUUUAACUCUUUAUUCAUUCCAGUACUGUUGUACCCACUCUACUACAUUGACUAGUCAAGGAUCUGUUCAAUUCACUCCAGAAUGUUUGUCAUCUUAGAUAUAAACAUAACAUUACUUUAAAUAUAAGACCCCUAAAUAUUAAACAAAGACUUCAGUGCCAAAACCAAGUUAGCCUGUUUGUUUCAAGAGCAUGUGUGAAAACAGAGAGAAAGGGGGAAAGCAAAUAAACAUGCCUUACUGGCAACCCCAAGCAUGUUUUUAAAACGGAUAGAUCUAGAAGUGUGACCACCAAAAUAGAAAUCAUAAGAAAAGUGGAGAUUGGUGAAAUUCAAAGUCAUCUGUGAGUGCAUUUUGGUAAAAGCCUCUGGGCUGAAACUAGGGACUUUAUCAGGGAGAAUGCAAAAAGCAGCUAUUUGUAGGCAAAAAGAAACAAAAGCCUCACUCACUGAUGGAUGAAUAAAAGACAAGACAGAAAAAUAAGAGGUAACAGAAAAAGGAUCAGAAUCCUGAAUGCCACUGUUCAGCCUGAUGUACACAAGGAGAAAUAGAACUAUUGUAAUAAUCAGUGUAAAUAAAUAGAAGACAAUACAAAGAGAAGAACCUCUUUGGUAAGAUCUGAGAAACUGAAAGGGAACUGAAAAGAGGAUGUUAUAUGACAAACGGGGGGGGGGGGGGGCACAAAUGAUCAAGGAGAAAUAAAAAGAGGAAGGAAGCAGCACAUUGAGGAACACUAUUAAAAAAUGAAACAAUGUCAGAUACCUUCAAGGAAGAAUCAACUGAAGAUGAAUCCAUAAUUUUGCUAAAUCCAGUUAAAAAGGCUCUCCAAGCAUUUGAGAGAAAUAAAUCACUAGGAACACAUGGCAUUGAACUCAUGCAGCUGGUUGAUCAGCUAUGGAUUUCAAGUUAUGGAUCAGUAAGUCAAAUUCCAGUUCUUCAGAGAAGUCUCAUUGCUGCAAUGGGUUAAUAAGCAUUUGCUUUCCGUCAGAAGUGAAAAGCUUGAUUGAUCUUUGCUUCUAUUUUCCAUGACAGGACAAUUGUUUCUUUGUGUUUAGGUUUCUCUUGUGAGCCACAUAUACUGUAAGGCAGUAACCCGGAUGUCACAGUCUUGUUGAGAAGUUUUACUGGAAAGCUGCAGAUUAGCUCAGGAGAAGGUGCCUUGAAGAUUGUGAGCCAGAAUAUUUAUUGUUAAAAUGGUUAAACAAAGUUAUAUAAUUGAUAGCCUAUAAAUGGAAACUGGAAUAUCUGCCAAAUUAUUUUCGUUCAAACUUCUGUGGAACAUGGUCAUGACUCCUAACUAGUCAUUUGGAUCCUAGAAAGAAUUUCAACAGACCAUGUUGGUGCUUCUAAUUCUUUCUUCACUUAUCCUGGCUGUGCCCACCCAAAAAACUACCAGCUCAGCUGCACGUCGCAUUGUUCCAGGAUGGUUUCCAAAUGCUUGUACGCUAGUUAUAUGUUCACCUCCUGAGAGAAGUUCCAAGGAAGAAAAUGGAGAGCAAGAAUUACCAGGAAUACAAGCACUAUGGGGACCACCCACCACUCCUGGACCAAAAGGAGGACAGGGAUCAAGAGGAUACAAUAAACUUCCAGAGCUUCAGUUUCUUCAAACCCAGAUAAAGGAUUUGCAAGCACAACUGGACAUUUUCAAAGCUGCAGUCACCAAAACCCAGGAAGUUCUCCUUGCCCCCAAUGGUGUGAUUGUGGGUGAAAAAAUAUUCAAAACAGAUGGCUCCAAGGGUGAUUAUGAUGCUGCACAAGCCAACUGUGAGCACAUGGGUGCCACGCUUGCUGUACCAAGGGAUGUCGCCGAGAACAAAGCCCUCCAGAAGAUAGUGACAUGGCACAACAGAAGAGCAAUUCUUGGGAUCAAUGACAUGGCAACAGAAGGCAUAUUUAAAGAUCUGAAUGGCCAAGUCAUUCAAUACUCAAACUGGGCACCAGGAGAACCAAAUAAUGCUGGCAAUGAAGAUUGUGUAGAAGUGCAUCCAGAUGGCAAGUGGCAUGAUAGAGGUUGCACUCUUGAGUGGUUAGUCAUCUGUGAAUUCUAAAAUCUAUCUAUCUAUCUAUCUAUCUAUCUAUCUAUCUAUCUAUCUAUCUAUCUAUAUUUAUAUAUAUAUUGCAAAAAAUAAGAACAUCAUCAAUUUAAUGGGGAACAGAUUGUUUUGAUUGUAUAAGCUUUUGCUUUGAAGAAUAUGUUAAAUACAUGCUUUUCAGCAUCAGUUUUCACUCUAUAUAGUACAUUUUCACUGCAUGUAGAAAGAUGUACUGCUCAGCUUUCAAUGAAUUAAUAGAGUCCUACCAACAUUUGUUGCUUCUAAUUUUUCGGUUGUUACCCAGCUCACAGUAUCCCAGCACUACAUCUUUUCAAAUACAUUCACUUGAGCAAUAAAAAAAAUCUGAGAGGACCAGAGUCUUCUGACAGUGGAGUGAAAGAGAGGCCAUCGCUCAGUGCAAAAGAUCCCAAACUCAGUCUAAUUUAAUGUAUUUCAUUACCUCUUGUUUAAAAGCUAGUGGGUUGUAUUAUUAUUGUUAUUUUUUUCUCUUCUGGGUUUUAGCUGGUAUGAUCCAGUUGAGCGGAAACUGGAUACUUCCAACUGUCUCAGUUUGAUAGGGGCAGUCCCAAUUAGUCUUCCAUUAUCCUACUCUUUCAACUGCUUUUUUAAAGUCUCCAUUUUUUCUUCUCCUCCCACUUUCACCCUUUCACCUCCAUUUAUUUCAUUUGUUGCACACUGAAAUAUCAGCACAAAACCACAGGUAAACAUAAAUAUCUAUAUUCUCAAAC